AUGCAGGUCGAAAGUGCAACAAAAUGGCGUGUGCCACCCCUGGAUCUGUCGGCCGUCAGUGUCCUGACGAACGAAGCAGAAAGCCGUUGGGCUCACGGCGGCAGUGGAGCCGGUGGUGGCGGUGGAGCGACGAAUCUGAAUGUCCGCGAGUCUGGCACCGGAACGCAGACAAGUGCCAGAAAUAUCCAAUAUGGUGCCGACGGGUUGCCGAUCGACCCACGUGAUUGGACCCGGGCCAACGUUUGGACCUGGCUGAUCAAGCUGGCGCAGUCCGAAGGGUUAGACAUCAGUCCCGAGCUGGCGCAGAAGUUCCCCAUGAACGGAAAGGCACUCUGUCUGAUGAGCCUUGACAUGUACCUUAGCCGGGUGCCGAUCGGCGGGAAGAUGCUGUACCGUGACUUCCGGGUGCGAUUGGCCAGGGCCAUGAGCUUAUGAGCGCCCGAACGUCGGCUAGGGUCGAACAAGAACUGAACACUACUAUUGCAUAAGCGCAGGCGCAUACGGCAUACCGAGUUCGAGUCGGCACGUGUUCCGUCCUUCUCGAACGAGGAUCGUUUAAUUUAUCGUAUAAUCAUAGCACCUAGUUACCAUAAGCUAGCACUCCAAAGUGUAUUUUGUUUUGCCCUCUCUCUAGCACCAUUUCCAAGCGUAUGAAAAUAGUACGGCGAUAGCAGCAACACCAAAACCAAGAAUCUAGCAUGUAUCU
Anopheles nili is the source of this 706-nucleotide messenger RNA. It is a transcript of the gene edl, whose product is annotated as ETS homologous factor. The record is from RefSeq and is a predicted model, not a curated record. The transcript has a single exon. Lineage: Eukaryota; Metazoa; Arthropoda; Insecta; Diptera; Culicidae. Bases 1 to 435 code for a protein of 144 amino acids. Gene Ontology annotation, molecular function: sequence-specific DNA binding.